CAAAGCGUUCAUCUCGUUCGCCGGGACCUUGGGGGGUUCCCUGUCUUUCUCUCUCCUCUCUCUUUCUCUCUCUGUUCAUUCUACCUCUCAUCUCAUCACACCAGGGCCAAUGGAGAAGACGGUGCUAUAUGGCAUUAUUGUUGGUGGGUUUAUCCUCCUUAUGCUGCUCCUGAUUCUCUUCCUCGUUCUCCUUGCCUGCAAGCCAUGGCGUUUCUUCUCUCGUUCCUCCCGCACUCGCACCAUCAAGGCCUCUUCGCCCCCAAUCGGUGACGAUAUUGAAAGGCCACUUGUUUCGGAUGAUCUGAGGUUGCCACAAUAUCAUCAAAGGAAUGACUUUGAUGGGAAUUAUACACUUCUAGGCGGAAAUCAAGCAACUGAUAACCAUGUCAGUUCACUACAUUCGGAUAAAGUUUCCAAACAAGUUGCAUCAGCCACUUCACAGUUAUCGCAAAGCGGGAGUUUUAUUCUGGAUGUAAUUUCUGAAUCUUCUGAUGAUGGUAUUAAUGCGACACUCAGACGUCCAUUGGUGGCCAAUCGAUUGGCUGAAGAACAGAACCGUGUGAAAAAGGAAGGUCAAAUUCCUGAAUCAAAAUUAUCGGGAAAUGCUAGCAUUAAGGAAUCUGGAUCCAGAGGAUUUAUAGGAAGUAAUCUCACUCUUGAGGCAAUAUCUGGUCCUUCUCGUGGGCUUAAUUCUUCAAUAAAGUCGACAAAUUCUUCAAGGCUUCCUCUGACAUUAGGGAGGGUGGCUCCCAGUGAAAUCUUGCUGAAGGAUUCAGAAAUUUCAGGGAAGCAUGCAAUGAUAAACUGGAAUUCAAAUAAAUUUAAAUGGGAGCUAGUGGAUUUGGGAAGCUUAAACGGUACAUUCUUGAAUUCCUUGUCAAUACAUCAUCCUGAUUCAGAAAGCAGACAAUGGGGUGAUCCAGUUGAACUUGGUAAUGGAGACAUCAUUACUUUUGGUACAAGCACAAAAGUACUUGUUCAGAUUACAUCUGAGAUUGAAUGUCAAAAACCAUUCGGCCUUGGUGUCGCUUCAGACCCAAUGUCGGCACGUCGAGGAGGAAAAAAGUUGCCAAUGGAAGAUGUGUGCUAUUACAGGUGGCCCCUAGCUGGGGCUGAUCAGUUUGGAGUGUUUGGUAUAUGUGAUGGACAUGGUGGAGAAAGUGCUGCCGUUUCUGCUAGCAAGUUACUACCUGAGAAGGUGUCAAGUAUCUUGUCAGAUCCGUUCAGAAGGCAGAGGGUUCUAUCGCAAGGUGAUGCCUCAGAUGUUCUCCGUGAUGCGUUUUCGCAAACAGAAGCAUGCUUGGAUCACUAUUACGAGGGGUGCACGGCGACCUUGCUUUUGGUUUGGGCCGAUGAUCGUGAAAACUACUUUGCUCAAUGUGCAAAUGUUGGAGACUCUGCCUGUAUUAUUAAGUAUGUGGUUUCAUCUAAUAACUACUUUUUUUUGUCCGAAUCCAAUAUGUUUGGAAUAAAAGGUGUGGUUGGCUGGGAUACACUAGAAAUCUCUCCAUCUUCAAACGCCCUCCCGUCAGAUGAUUCAAUCGGUAGCUUAAGUGGAAAGAGUCUGCUUAAGAGACCAAAGAUCUCAUGUUCAAUUCCCAUUAAGGAUGCCUUAAAAGUUGAAGUGGGGGGAGGGGGGCAUGACUAUGGGAAAUUGAUAAAUGGUGGGAGUAUUCAUUGGUUUAAAAAGCAUCUCGCGGAUGUUAAAGGGGAGAUUGCAACUUUUACUAAAAUUGUAAACUUGAAUGAACUAGAUUCUGGAGAAAAAGAUGAAUGGAACAGUAUUGAUGUCUCUAUUGAAGGCAAUGAAAUGAUUGUUGAUGUUGGUGAUGAUUUUGGUGCGACUGAUUUUGGUGAAUGGUGCAAACGUUUUACGAAUAAUUAG
Impatiens glandulifera is the source of this 1885-nucleotide messenger RNA. RefSeq names its product protein phosphatase 2C 70-like. The transcript is spliced from 13 exons. NCBI's taxonomy places the organism in Eukaryota, Viridiplantae, Streptophyta, Magnoliopsida, Ericales, Balsaminaceae. Gene Ontology annotation, molecular function: protein binding; cation binding; mRNA binding. The record is from RefSeq and is a predicted model, not a curated record. Bases 110 to 1885 code for a protein of 591 amino acids.